This is a messenger RNA of Boeremia exigua, 1094 nucleotides long. RefSeq lists its product as uncharacterized. Lineage: Eukaryota; Fungi; Ascomycota; Dothideomycetes; Pleosporales; Didymellaceae. The record is from RefSeq and is a predicted model, not a curated record. Bases 94 to 924 code for a protein of 276 amino acids. The transcript has 2 exons.
GUCAGCCCUUUAACAGCUGCCUGCCACUUACUGAGUUGCCCUUCUUUAUUCAGCUAGAUAUCUUCGACAGUUUGACUCUCUCUAGCCGCCUUAAUGGUGUCUUUCGACCCCACGCUGCUGGACGCCGAGACCGCCCUUGCGAUCCUCGCAUCUCUGCGUUUGCCGAACGAGAUAGCACUUUGCAUCUUAGACCAAGCUCAAUACUGGAUAAAGGAUGAGUACAAUUGUGAAGAGCAUACCCUCCUUAUAGAUGGUGCCUGGUCGCUGGAUUACUCGGCUGUGUACCCGUACCUCUGCGUUCGCGCGUAUCCACAGCUUCAAGGACGACAUCUACAACUCCGCGAGAUAACUUUCACUAUCGUCAGCCAUGACCAGGGAUGGACUACCGAAGAUACGCAAGGUACCUAUCAGACAUCGUCCUGGUUUGAGGUUUCUAUAAUCCGGCCAAACAUGGCCUCAUCCGACCUUCUGGAACCUGGACUUCGUCUGCUACGAGAUAUGAACAUCAGAGGGGAUAUAGUGGACGGCGUCAAAGUUGCAUUUGAUAUCAUUCACUCGGACGGUCGUUUUGAACUGGUACGUCGCCCCUCGUCAGAUUUCGAACCUCAGAGGGUUCACUGCACAGAGAUGAUGCAAGUGAACUCGCAAGGUGAGAAAGAAGGCGAAUAUGCUUGGUAUCUGCAAGGCAAUGAGGUUGCAAGGAAGAAGUCAGUGUUUGAAGGGGAGAUGAUAAAGCGAUACAGAGUGACCUGGGGCUGCAAACACAAUCCUGUGCAGGUGACCAACGAGGGAGCUGGCAGCGGCGAUGGCUUUAUCGACAGCAUAGAAAAAGACGAUUACAUCUGCGUCUGGGCACGAGCAAAGAGGCGAGGUUGGGAGAACCAGAUCUAUGGUGUUCGGAUGGUCAUGCGAUACAUGAUCUAGCUCAACGAUGUCGUGAUGCCGGCGGUCUCAUCGAUGAAAAUUCUGCGUUCAGGCCAGCAGAACACAGCAGCAGGGAUACCGAAUCAGUUGCUUGCCCCGAACGCACCAAAUCACUAGUCAACAGACACCGGGCGUGAAAAACACUCGGCUCUCAACAUUCGUAUUGAGAU